Messenger RNA from Fusarium venenatum, 1557 nucleotides. Its product is annotated as major facilitator superfamily domain-containing protein. Gene Ontology annotation, biological process: transmembrane transport. The record is from RefSeq and is a predicted model, not a curated record. Lineage: Eukaryota; Fungi; Ascomycota; Sordariomycetes; Hypocreales; Nectriaceae. Gene Ontology annotation, cellular component: membrane. Gene Ontology annotation, molecular function: transmembrane transporter activity.
AUGGCCAAGUUUGAGACAACGAAGUCCAACUCGGACUACCCAGUCCCUAGGGAUGACGAAGAAAGCCUGACCCUUCACAAAGACUGGAGUCCAGAAGAAGAGAGAAAGGCCAAGAGAAAAUUAGAUCUGGUCAUCAUGCCUCUUUUGACCCUGGGCUUCUUCUGUCUUCAACUCGACAGAGGCAAUAUCGCCAACGCUCUCACCGACAAUUUCUUCGAAGAUGUCGGCAUAACCCAAAACCAGUUCAACGUCGGUCAACAGAUGCUCUCCCUUGGCAUCGUGCUGUUCGAGAUACCUUCCAAUAUGAUCCUUUACCGUGUAGGCCCUGGCAAAUGGCUUACUCUUCAGCUGUUCCUCUUCGGCACGGUCAGCACAUUUCAGGCUUUUCAAAACAACUACGCCUCCUUCGUAGUCACCCGCUUCUUAUUGGGAUGUACAGAGUCAGGUUUUAUUCCAGGAGGAUUAUGGACAUUAUCAACUUGGUAUACGCGAAAGGAGACGGCCAAGAGAGUCAUGUUCUUCUACUUUGGCAACCAAUUUGGCCAGGCUAGUAGCAAGUUGCUGGCGUACGGAAUUCUUCACAUGCGAGGAGUAGGUGGGAAAAGCGGUUGGUUUUGGCUCUUUGCACUGAUGGGAGGCUUCACUGUUCUAUGUGGCGUUAUACUCGGCUGCUUCUUACCUGAUUCCUUCAGAAAUCCAAGAAGCACAUUUUUGCCUAAUGUCAAGAUCUUUAGCGACAGAGACCUGCACAUCCUACACACACGAGUCCUUCUUGACGAUCCUAUGAAGGGAAAGAAGAAGAAGAAGAUUGGUCUUCCUGCUUUCAAAAAAGCGUUCUCCAACUGGCGCCUUUGGUGUCACGCCGUCAUCACACUGUCUAACAACGCUCCUCAGCGUGGUUUUGACACAUACUCUCCUUCGAUUGUCAAGAGCUUUGGCUUCGUAGGUCUGACCAGCAAUGCUCUCGCCUCAGUUGGUCUAUUUCUCCAGAUUCCUGUCUCUUGGUGCUUCAGUUAUGUCUCGGAUAGAUUUAACAUGAGGCCCGAGACUGUCAUGGCUGGGUUGAGUCUCCAUCUUCUCGGCUACGUCUUCAACCGAAUUUUCACAGAGCUCUCUCUAAGAGGCGUCAGUUACUUCGGGGUGGUUUGGACCCAAACCUUUGGAACUUUUUCCCAUCCUCUCAACAUUGCAUGGAUGUCUUUAGCCUGUGAAGAUUCCGAAGAACGAGCUCUUGCUAUGGCUAUGGUCAUUAUGUUUGCCAACAUCGCAGGAAUUGCAGGCGCUCAAAUCUUUCGUUCCGACGAUGCACCCAAGUAUCGCCGUGGAUUUAGCAUCAACAUCGCUAUUCUUGCUGUUGGUCUUGCUCUCGCCGCCGUGCGCUAUGUCGAUGACAAAUUUUGGCGGCGUGAAAAGGUUGCUGAGAUUCAGCAGCAGCUUGCUCAGGAGAACGAGAGCACUGGUGAUGAGAAAAGUGAUGGACAAAGGGAGAUUAAUCCUACUCUUGGACUAGACAAAACUUCUCCUGCCGGUUUGAAUGCUGUUGCAAAGCCAAUCUAG